UUCAACGCUACGUACCGUGUCUGCGGCAAGCUGGGUCAUUUCGAAAGGGCUAGCAAAACGAAAAAGAGAGAGGGCAAAGACGCUAUGGCGGGUGUUGUGGUGGCCUCAGCUCAAGUGUAGGGCCAUCUACAGUUGCAGAUAUUAGUUUCUCAAGCGACUAGUGACACACAGCACCGUGCCACGGCUGUAGCGGACACGGGCGCUCAGGUCUGUGUGGCAGGGCCUACCCAAAUGAACACCCUCGGUCUCACACCCAGCCAACUACACAGUCGGAGGGGGCUGCGCGACCUUGCCAACGUACACCUACCCACCCUCGGGGCGUAUCAUCUUGCCGCAUCAGCGUUCCUGGCCGCUCCACCAUCCAAGACAUCUACUUCGUCAGCCAGACGAGCUGACGGGGUCAAGAGUGAAGAGUCCGGGGCUGCUGGAGGACUGGUGGCAGGGGUACUCAGUGUAGCAGGGGCGGAGGGACGCAUUGUGGUGACUGUGGCGGCAAUGCUUGGGGUGGUGGGGAACCUCAUCGUGGCUGGGCUCAUCUGCUGCCCCUCCCGCUGGCCGCGCACCACCACCAGCUUCUACCUCCUCCACAGAGCCAUUGCCGACACCUGCGUGCAGAUCUGCCAGCCCCUGGUGGUGGUGACGCUGGUGAGUGGCCAACACCUGUGGGGCUGCAUCUUCAACCCCGCCAUGAUGCAGUUGGGCAUGCUGGCCAGUACAGUCUUCCUCUCCGGCCUCGCCCUGGACUCCUACCUAACGUCCAUCCCUCGCUGAUUCCCCCCGAAGGCCCGCUGGAGGCUGCUGGGGGUGGUGGUGACGGCGGCGGGGCUGGCAGGGCUGGGCAUCUUCACCCUGACAGGCCUUGGAAUUUUUCGCCGCGGGGACAUGUGUCUGGAGGCGCCGCUCUUCCUCAUCCACAGCCACGACGCCUUAUUCGUCUGCCUCCUGCUGGUGUUCCUGCUGCCCCUGCUCGUGUUAGGGGGCUCCAUGGCGCUCCUGCUAAAGGGUAGGACGGCAGAGGCGAUAGGGAGGGGCGGGAGGGCCACGCCAGGCACAACACAAAAGACAACAAAAACUAGCUCGAGAAAUUUGACUACCGCCGUCUUGCCACUGCCUCGCCACAUGCGCCUCUUGGCAGCCCUGAGCCUCGUGCUCCUGGUGGCCCACGUGCCCUACUGGACACUCCGGAUACACUACUCGAGGGUGCCGGAGCUGCUGCCCUUCACCGUGCACACCCUCCUGGCUGUGUGGUUCAGGAUGGAGUUGUGGCAAGGGGUGGUGUCGCACCUCCCUUCUCACCCCGCGGCAGCUGUCCCCCUACACACAGUUUGAUGUCUUGACCUCCCUCUCCACAUGUUCUGAAGCCUCGACCUGCUUCUCGACACAGUUCGAAGCUUCCUUCCUCUCCACACUGUCAAUUUGAAUCCUCGACUUCCCUCACCACAUGUUCCGAAGCUUCGACCCUUCACCAUGCAUGUUCACCCCAAAAAUCCAUCUUCCUCUGACUCCACUGUCCACGAACCCACUCCACCACACCUCCCACCACCGUACCGUGAAGGCAGAACGAGAUGUAACAUCAGUAAAGACAUGAACUACUUGGCAACUACUUGCUCUAUGUAAUGAUUGCCAAAUUACUAGACCAACUUCAUUAUGAUAGGCGCAUCUCUCUCUCUCUCUCUCUCUCUCUCUGCAUUAUAGGUAUGCAUCGAUGUGAUAACAUUCAGCCGCCGUUGAUAACAUCAUGAGAUAAAAUUGUAACUAAAACCCUUCCCCCUGCAGAGUUUGCUUCACGAAAAUACAAACUUACAAGUUUAUUCGUAAAUAAAGAAAAUUAGUUAAACUUUACUUGUUUAAUUGGUCAGCCGAAUAUUCCUUUAUACCCACUAAAGUUAACAAGGACUCCAAGUGACCCACAUUCCCAGAGGCUUAAAACAGACAACAUAAAUCCCACAGCCAACUAUGAUGAUAAUUUUGUUUAAAAGCUCGACUACUCAUUAGUCUUGUCUGCCAAUCAGUCAAUCCCCAACAAAACCUUGUCCACCCAUACUGACAGCACUGGUGGGGGCUGCACUUGAUACAGAAGGGCUUGCAGUACAAACAAAAUACAAAACCGCAAUUUCUGACACUUACAAUGCAAACAUGAAAGAGGAAUAAUUAUAUACAAACGACAGAGAAGCCCAAUAUUUAAUAAAGAUACAGUAGCAAUGAUGGCUUAAGAAAGUGGGAAACAUGCACUAAUUAUGCCACUGAUUGGAGUAACAUGAAAACUGAGAAAUAACAAGUUUAGCAAUUCCACUCCUCAGAUAAGAAAAAAGGAAAAGAAAACUUUAGAAACAAUGUCAGGGCAAUCACACGCCCCUGGGCAAUUGGCUGGCAAGCUAAGAAUAAAGGAACUGCUUAUCACACACACUUCUAAGGUGAUCAGUAAAUUGAGAAGCAAUGACAAGAUUAUCACAUUCUCAACAUGGCAGAUCAUACUAAAAAAUAUAUUUAAAAGUUUGUUGAGGCUGGGGUGUGUCACAUCUCCUACAUGUCACAUCUCCUACAACUUUAGCAGCUUUCUGAGUAGUGUCAGAUUUCCUACAUGGAUACAGCACAUCUACACACAAAAAUUUAUUGCCACAAUUCCUACAGGGCACCAGUCACAUUUCCUACAGGUCAUAAUUUAAAUUAUUUCCUACAAGUCAUGUUCCCUACGCUACGAAACCCAGCGUACUUUGAUGCAGCAUCUGCCUAAGACGAAGGGAAAAAACAGUGGUUCUUCUGCCCUGCCGGCACAGUGUCACCUGUACAGAUUGAAUAGAUAUUCGUGGCAGCAGCAGAUAAUAACAGCCUUGAAAAAUGCCCUUUUUGUUGUACUACCAUUCAUGACAGGCUUGAGAUAUCCAUUCAAAGGUUCCUUUUUUAAAUUAAUGUGUUCCAGAAAUCAAAUUCUAACUUAUUUACAGUAUAGUUUUAUAAACAUAUGUCAAAGAGAAAUAAAACAUGAAUGAAUAUGUUCUUGAAAUAAAAUUUUAUUUUUUUACAGUUUAGUUUUGCUUCACUUUUGGGCAUUCUUCGUGUUAGCAGAAUUGUAGGAGAGAUGACAGCAUAACUAGGAUAUACGCCGGAUGCACUGACUUGUGUAGGAAAUAUGAUGGACUAUGUGUAGGAAAUGUGACAUUACUCCAUUCUUUGUGCUGGUAUAGGAAAUGUGACUACACCCCAUUGAGGCCACUGCUAUGAUUAUGAAAACUACAUACUCAUCUCAUGAUACCCCCCGUGAUCAAUGAAAACUACAUACCAAUCAUAAGUUAAUAACUCUCAUAAUGGUGAGUAAGAACACUAAAAAUAGGUUAUCAGGGAGGCUCAUGUUACACAAUUAACAACAAAAACUGCCAGCUACUUAAAAGCUCAAAACAUCCACUAUUAUAAGUAGUAACAAGAAAGCAAGUGGACGACAAAGAAGUUUAACAGAUGCAAGUCUUGUAUAAUUAGUGAAACAAACCAAUAAAAUAACUGUAUAUAUGAUGCUUUACAAGACCACAAUAUAUUUCUGCCAACUCUACAGCAUACCGUGCCCAGAUGAUUCAUGAUACAAAAUAUGAACCAUUAAAUUCAUAACACAUUUGCUGCAUGAUUAAUGGUGAAAACUGUAGAAGGUAACGUUGAGGGCAUACACUUAAGCUACGGAUGGCCUCAGUGCUCAUCUCUGUCACACUGGCCAAUGAGCCUGUGAAAUCUGCUUAGUGUUGUGUCACACUGAGUGCUAAAACAUGAACUCCUAUAUUUUACUGGCAAGAUGACAACACUCUUCUCAAAGGAUCAAUGAAAAAAACUGUAGAUCACCUCAAAUCUUAGCAUAUCUGUUACCAUGAUGAUUAAUUGGAUUAGGUACUAAAAAUUAUUGAUUCCUAUUACAUGCACUUCUUAUGUGAUUACUGACAAAAACUAGAGCAAAUUAAAUUCUAUCAUGUCCACUAAUCUUAUUUAACACUAAACAGCUGAAGGGCAAGACCAAAGAGACAACAAAACAGCCCGCUCGAUCAGCACUGGUCCUAUAAUAGCAAAUAGAAAUGAGCAGCCAAAAGAGAUACAGGUGAAGCUUAAGUUAGGGAUACAUGCUCUAGUGUCUUGCAUCAGCACUCACCUCUGUCACAGCCAGCACCUCAGGAUGCGGGGCUGAACAUUGUUACAAACCCUAAGAAUUACUGACAAGUUUAUCCUAUACAUUUUUGUCAUGAUUUGCUCUGGUAAAAGUUCACAGUUUUGUAGAUUUAUCUCUGCAGAUCACAAAAAUACAGGCUCUUAUAGUCACCGCAGAGUAAGUUAGUUCAGAAGCCUGGCCCUCCCUCACCCUCCCUCCAAGGUAAGUGACUCCUAGGGCCGCUUUCACAGUCAUUUUGUUUGUUUUGAUUGUUACCAAUGGUGGCGAUUGCCGCUAUAGUAUUUCCACGUAAAACUGGCCAAUGGGGUAGUGGCAGCUGCGGGGUUAGCCUAGCCCUGCACCUUGUCACACACUCUCAACACCUCUCACUUCCUCUGCAGCCACCACUACCCCAUAGGCCAGUUUCAUGUGGAAAACUAUGUUGUCAAUCGCUGCCAUUGGUAACGAACAAAACAAACAAAGUGACUGUGAAAGCAGCCCUAACCCCAACCUCCUUUCAUUCAGCCAAUCAGCUCCCUGGCGAUGGAAGAGUGGGCGGGACUUCUGGACCACCUUAGGGUAUGGCGACUAUAUUAGAAGUGAUGAAUGAUGUGUUGCAGCAUUGAGGUCUGGUGCAUCAAUACGUAUCACAAGAGGAAUUUUAGCAAGUAUGAGGCCAAGUGAAUUAUUACCUAUUAAAUUAAUCUAAUGCAUUGUAAGAUUUCUGCAUUACAAUUAGGAAAUACUAAUAAGACUACAAUCCUCUGCUGAUUUUAGGAGGAAAAUGGAGGGAGAGAAAAAGAAGGCAGAAGGCAGAAUGAAGGUGGAAAGAAGUCAAUGUAGUGGAUUAAAAGUGUGUGUGUGUGUGUGUGUGUGUGUGUGUGUGUGAGAGAGAGAGAGAGAGAGAGAGAGAGAGAGAGAGAGAGAGAGAGAGAGAGAGAGAGAGAGAGAGAGAGAGAGAGAGAGAGAGAGAGAGAGAGAGAGAGA
Molecule: messenger RNA, 5110 nt
Organism: Eriocheir sinensis (Chinese mitten crab)
Lineage: Eukaryota; Metazoa; Arthropoda; Malacostraca; Decapoda; Varunidae
Product: galanin receptor type 3-like
Exons: 2
Coding region: 232-771 (179 amino acids)
Biological process (GO): G protein-coupled receptor signaling pathway
Cellular component (GO): membrane
Molecular function (GO): G protein-coupled receptor activity
Source: RefSeq, a predicted model, not a curated record